Molecule: messenger RNA, 5665 nt
Organism: Pteropus alecto (black flying fox)
Lineage: Eukaryota; Metazoa; Chordata; Mammalia; Chiroptera; Pteropodidae
Gene: SOCS5
Product: suppressor of cytokine signaling 5
Exons: 2
Coding region: 1483-3084 (533 amino acids)
Biological process (GO): cell surface receptor signaling pathway via JAK-STAT; intracellular signal transduction; positive regulation of proteasomal ubiquitin-dependent protein catabolic process
Cellular component (GO): phosphatidylinositol 3-kinase complex
Molecular function (GO): 1-phosphatidylinositol-3-kinase regulator activity
Source: RefSeq, a predicted model, not a curated record
ACAUUUUUGGACUCGACAUACUUUUAGGAAUUUUAUAGAACUUAGACAUACAGAUCUUUAGGCCUAUUAAAUAAUCUAAUUAUGCGAUAUUUAGUUAAAUAUAGUUUCAAAAGACAUCAGAAAUACCGUGUUAUAAAAUUCAACCAUUGCUCAAUUUUUCUUUAAGUUGGGAUUUUCUUUAUUCAAAAAUAAUUAUGGCAUUGUGAAUUACCUGGUACUCAUAUUUAAAAUUCAUAGAGAUAUGGACUGAGAGGAUAUAGACCAUGCAAACUACUUAGCUUCAAUGUAGAUGUUAGAGAAUAAUAGAGAGAGAAUACGAAUCAUUUGCUUUACCUAGCUUAAUAAAUUCUUCAUCUGAGUUAGCCAACUAUCUUACUUUUAAGGAGAGGAAAGGGCUUUUGAAUCUGGUCAGAGCGGAAGUAAUCUUGAAGGGUAAUUGGCUAGACUAUUGAUUCAUGUAGUGUUAGGUAAAUUUAUAUCUGAGUGGUUUAACUAAAAAUUAGUUGCCUGGCUUUAUUCUAUAUGUAGGUGAAAAAUUCCAAGGAAUGACUUAAGAGAGACCAUAAUGACACUAUUGCCAAAUAUAGUGUAGUGGAAAUAUAUUUCCACAGGUUCUCUAACAGCUGAUAAGCAUUUUUCUUAUAUGCUGUUUAACACCAAAAUUAAAUAUACCUUUGCUUUGAUGAGAUAUACAGUAAUCUUUUAUCAAAGCUAAUAAGAGGAAGCAGUGAUGAUCAUUUUGAAAAAAUUAUUUUUGAAACAGGCUUAUCUGCUCUGCAAUUGUCUUCAAAUUAUGGCUUCCUUAUUUUAUUUGAAGACUACUAUAACAAGAAUAAUAUCCAGUCUUUUUAUUCUGAGCAAGAUUCUUCAGUUAGCGGUGGUCAUCAAGUAUAUGAUAUGCUGUAUUUUAAGUAAUUGAGAAGGAUAGAUGCUUAAGUGAUACGUGUAUUUAAAAUGGAACAUGAAAGAUAGAAUGAUGGAAUGGAGCUGAACUUUAAGCCUACAUAUAUGGUGGGUAGCCAGAGGAAAGGAGAGCUAAGGUGAGAGAAAAAUGUUGAGAAAAACCAGGAUUCUGUGGGAGUUUUUUCCCUGCAUAGAUCCUGCAUUCUAUAGAUAAGCAUGUUUUUGUAUUAGGAAAACUGCUAAAAUAUAUUCUAAAACUAAAUGAUAAACUUACUAAACAUUAAAUAUAAUGCGUUGGGAGAAGUCCAAGUAUCUUAAGGGUUAAAAUCUGCAUGUAGCCAAAGGAGAGCUGAUUUAUCUAAUUAUUUAGUUUUUUACUUUCAUUAUUAACAUGGAACAACAGUCUAACCUCAUUAUAUUUCAGGUGAUUGGUACUGGGACCAGUUUUUAUUUAACAUUUUUUAUAAAUGAUUUAAAAAACAGACUGGCAGUAAAAGUUGCCAGGUUUGCAGCUGACAGAAAGUUAAAAGCCAAGCCAGCAAGGAGAAGCUACAGGAACAUUCUUUGAUCUUAUAAUCAAUGGAUAAAGUGGGGAAAAUGUGGAAUAACUUCAAAUACAGGUGUCAGAAUUUCUUCAGUCAUGAGGGAGGAAGCCGUAGUGAAAAUGUGGACAUGAACUCUAGCAGAUGUUUGCCCGUGAGAGAGAAAAACAGCAGUAUGGAAGACUCCGCUCCUCAGCAACAAAGUAGUCCCUUAAGAGAAAACAUUGCCUUACAACUGGGAUUAAGCCCUUCAAAGAAUUCUUCAAGGAGAAACCAAAACUGUGCUACUGAAAUUCCUCAGAUUGUUGAAAUAAGCAUUGAAAAAGAUAAUGAUUCGUGUGUCACCCCAGGAACAAGACUUACAAGAAGAGAUUCCUACUCUCGACAUGCUCCAUGGGGUGGGAAGAAGAAACAUUCCUGUUCUACAAAGACACAGAGUUCACUGGAUACUGAUAAAAAGUUUGGUAGAACUCGAAGUGGACUUCAAAGGAGAGAGAGGCGCUAUGGCGUCAGCUCUGUACAUGAUAUGGACAGCGUGUCCAGCAGAAGUCGCUCUCUGAGACAGAGGUUGCAGGAUACUGUGGGCUUGUGUUUUCCCAUGAGAACUUACAACAAGCAGUCGAAGCCUCUCUUUUCUAAUAAAAGAAAAAUACACCUUUCUGAAUUGAUGCUUGAGAAAUGCCCUUUUCCUGCUGGCUCAGAUUUAGCCCAAAAAUGGCAUUUGAUUAAACAGCAUACAGCCCCUGUGAGCCCACAUUCAACAUUUUUUGAUACAUUUGAUCCAUCCUUGGUUUCUACAGAGGACGAAGAAGAUAGGCUGAGAGAGAGAAGACGGCUUAGUAUUGAAGAAGGGGUUGACCCCCCUCCCAAUGCACAAAUACAUACAUUUGAAGCCACUGCACAGGUCAAUCCGUUGUAUAAACUGGGACCAAAGUUAGCUCCUGGAAUGACUGAAAUCAGUGGAGACAGUUCUGCAAUUCCACAAGCUAAUUGUGACUCAGAAGAGGACACAACCACCCUGUGUUUGCAGUCACGUAGACAGAAGCAACGUCAGGUAUCUGGAGACAGCCACGCCCACGUCAGCAGACAGGGAGCUUGGAAAGUCCACACACAGAUUGAUUACAUACACUGCCUCGUGCCCGAUUUGCUUCAGAUUACAGGUAAUCCCUGUUACUGGGGAGUGAUGGACCGUUAUGAAGCAGAAGCCCUUCUCGAAGGGAAACCUGAAGGCACAUUUUUGCUCAGGGACUCUGCGCAGGAGGACUACCUCUUCUCUGUGAGCUUCCGUCGCUACAACAGAUCCCUGCAUGCCCGAAUUGAACAAUGGAAUCACAACUUUAGUUUCGAUGCUCAUGACCCAUGUGUAUUUCACUCCUCCACUGUAACAGGACUUUUGGAACACUAUAAAGAUCCCAGUUCUUGCAUGUUUUUCGAACCAUUGCUUACUAUCUCACUAAAUAGGACUUUCCCUUUUAGCCUGCAGUAUAUCUGCCGUGCAGUAAUCUGCAGAUGCACUACAUAUGAUGGCAUUGAUGGGCUGCCUUUACCAUCAAUGUUACAGGAUUUUUUAAAAGAGUAUCAUUAUAAACAAAAAGUUAGAGUUCGCUGGUUAGAACGAGAACCAGUCAAGGCAAAGUAAACUCCCUUGUCCCAAAGGGCAUUAACUAGGUCUGCUUUUACAUGCAUCAGACAGUACACCUAUAGCAAGCACACAUAUCAGUGUUAGGUUUUUUUCAGUACAGUACGUAAGCUUAGUGUUAGUAUCUGUCAGAUGCGAUCUGCUGUUACUCAGAAAAACUUGGUGCCUAUUAAGACAACAGGAUAGAACUACACGUGUUCAGUAAGCCUACAGGAACAUUUUGCCAAUUUAGCUAACCAUUUGGUUUUUAAUGGCUGUAGUAAUUGAGUGAGGCAACUCUGGGGCAUUUGCUAUGAAGAAUUCUAUUUCUUACUGAAGAACAAAUUGUUAAUAUUGGAUGAGUAUUUCAACAGUGUGACUAAUGUUUGAAAUUAUUAUAUUUUCUAAAAAUUUUUCUAUGACCUUCCAAAAAGUAGUGGUGUUCAUAGUUACUAUAAAUCAAGCUUUGGAAGUCCAAAAAAUAAAGACUGCCUUCCUUUGGGGGGAAAAAUGCAAUUAUCUGGCCACAAGGGCAUAGUGCAGUUCACUUAAGUGUUGGUAGAGUUUAUAGUCAGUCUCCUUUUCUCUUCUGCAAAAGGUACUGUUAAGUAAACCAGGUGUUCUAAAUAGUAGUUCUUAAAAUUUCAGAUGUAUAAAGUUGGUAGGAGACUUUUAUUUAAAAGCCUUAGGUAUUAAUUUUUUUAAUGAGUGCUUUAACUUAAAACACAUUAGGAAUAGCUACUGCAGUGUAGUCCUGUGUGUGAUUUUUAAAGUUGACAUGUGCAGUUUAAUCGUUGAUUCAUUAACAUCGGAUCUUUUCCUAUGCCCAUGAUGAGUUUGUGAACCAUGGAGGAAAUAAGACUAGAAGAUGCCCAAACAAGUCAGAUAAUAACUACAGUGGUUGCUGAUGUUGAGAUUAUUGUUAAACUGUAAUAAUUUGGAUGGCAGUAUUUAUCUCUUUGUUGUAAACUCUCAUAGCUGAAUUGCUUAAGUACAAUUUAUAGAAUUUCAGUGCAGUUAAUUUUUAAUGGAAAAUCUGAAACCUAAAUUGCAGAUUUAAAAGGUACUGUACAACCAUUGUAUCUGUAAAUAACUAUACUUAGCACCUUUUUGUCACUUAGAAUAGUAUGCAAUACUACUUGAGUGAGCUAUUUUGGAAGUAAUGCCAAGUUCUAGUGUUUGCUUCUUAGAAUUGAACUGAAUUUAUAGUUCUGUCCUAGACAUUUUGCACUAAAGUAGUCGAAUUCAUUCUUGUGUCUUUCGUUAAUGUGCUCUGUACCACUGGUGAGUGCUCCUUAGUUUCCUUACCUGCUGCUACAGAAAGUUAUUUUACAUCCUGAUGGCUACUGCCAAGGCUACAAAAAAGAAAAGCUAUAUUUGUAUGCAACACUAACCCUUUGACUGCUAAUAUAUGUUUCUGCUUGCUGUGCCUUGUUAUGGCUGCUUUUUUGUGCUAAUAAAGUAUGUUUGGUGUUCUCCUUGUAUAUCUGCUGUUUUAUACAUUUGCAACAAUUUCUCUUGUAAAUGGAAUGGUUUGGGGUUUUUAAAUAAGCAUUACUUGACAACCUACUAUAGUCAAUGCAGAAUUACUGUACAGCCUUUGUUGACUUAUUCCGAGUAAGCUAACUCUAAAUUUAAUGCUGUAUAUCUUUCCAAUCAUAAUUACAUAUACUGUGGAACAGUAUCCAUACUUACUGCAAAUUACUGUACAGUUUAGAUUAUAACAAAAAAUGAACAGAGAAAUAUUGACUAAACCUAUUGAUUUCUCUGCUUAUAAGUGAAAAAUUGAAACUAUCGAUGACAUGUCAUAAUAAAUGAGUAUCUGUAGCCUCCCACUGCACCAGAAACAAGUUAAAUGAAGUCAGUGCCAUUUAUUGGUUUGGGGACCAUUUUGAUGAAUAAUAAAUGCCCAAAAUGUAGAACUUUAACCAAAGAUUUGUCCAUUUUAAAACAAAAUGGGGAUUGAAGGGACUUAGAAUUCCUGUUAUUUCUAAUAGAAGUCCCUGAAGAACAUAUACCAAAGUGUUUGAGAACUUCAUCCAAACCUACUUUAAAGCAUUAUGUGCAAUUAAGUUGUUAUGACAUAAUUAUACUGCAUAAUUGUUGGGUUCGUUUUCUUGAGCUUAAAAUGUACCUGGAAAGUAAACCUCUUGGGGGAAAAAAAAGUCCAUACUGCUUUUUGGAGAAGGACUAUAUAUUUGCAAGCAAGAUCUUGUUUUAAAGAGGUAACUUGAAACUCUAUGAAAGCACUUGAUGUUUUAUAUGCUUGUAGCAAAUUGAUGUUCUAAUUGUAGUUUUAUAGAAAGUAUCAAUGCUUUUAUGUAUUUCAGAACUUUCAUAUGUUAAAUGGAAAUUGUUUUAAAUGUGUAAAUAUUUGAGUUUAUGUAAGCAUGUAUACACUGUGCUAAAAGUCACUUAUGUUUCAGUUUGUGUGUAAUAUUAAUAUGCAACAUUUGGUUUAAAUUUUUUUCUUAAAAUAUCAGUGGCUUAACGUUUUAAAAAAGAAAAAUCACCAGCAUGAAGUUGCACCUAAGUCUAUAUUCACUGUGUCUUUUUCUGGAUCCCAUUGUAGUCUGUCAACUAAAUUUGUGUUUUUGUGGUC